GGGGAGUCGGCUGCCAACCCGGCUGACACCCGCCGCCGACCCGCCCGCGCCCUCCUCCCGCCCCCGGAAUGCGACGCAGUCUCCCAGCCGAGCCUCCCCCGUGCGGCGCCCGAUCUGGACGCGGCGGAACGGAGCUGUCCGUGGUCCCCGCCUGGGCGAGGGGACGGAGCCCCUGUCCCGCGUGCUGGAGCGCAGCCCGGGAGCCGGUGCCAUCACGGGGCGCGGGGGUAAUGUCCUUGGAUGGACAACGGAUUCAUUCUACUGUCACUCGUGACAGGCAGACGUCAGGCCACCUCCUAUCCGGUGGUCGGGCGACCUCCUUACCAACUCCUGUCCUGGCUGCGCGCUCCGAGACUGGAACCUGUGACCUGGCAGAGCUUCUGACCGCAACCUCACAUCUCCUGAUGGGGCGGCCAUCGAGCACGGGAGCUGGGUCCCUACUCCCAGACUGGGAUAUCCUGACUCAGUUUCCCCACGGAGCUCCCCCUUGUCCAGAGCUGGGACAGAGGGGACAGCAGUCCGUUUCUCCCGAGAGUGAGAACACCUUGACCACCGGAGGCCCUGUCCAGUCCAGCCACGCUGGCCCUGUACUCCUCUGGGUGCCCCAUCAGUCCGACUUCCCCUUCUACAUGGAAGAGAAAAGCCCCUUCCUGUCUGAUUUGAGAUGCUUGUACCUCUUGGAUCAGUUUAUUGUCACCGGAGUCAAGUUUCUCCUUAUACCAAAUCCAGAUCUGUUCGCUAUUAGACAGACAUGCAUUUACCUUUGGAACCCACUGCCUCUGGAGAGCUUGGUGCUCCUGGGAGUUGGAACUAUUUAAGAAGCAAAAUUCGAGGCGCCUGGGUGGCUCAGUUGGUUAAGUGUCUGCCUUCAGCUCAGGUCAUGA
Molecule: messenger RNA, 884 nt
Organism: Mustela erminea (ermine)
Lineage: Eukaryota; Metazoa; Chordata; Mammalia; Carnivora; Mustelidae
Exons: 4
Coding region: 69-818 (249 amino acids)
Source: RefSeq, a predicted model, not a curated record